AAUAAAUGUAAUGUCUAUGCAAAAUAUAUAGUCAUGUAUGUAGAUUGGCAAACAGAAACGUAUGACUUAUUUAGAUUUUUAUUUUGGUACAGCUGUACUUCUUAUCAUUUGAAUUGUUUGCAAUCGUUUUAGCGCAUUAAUCGCAGUAGUUAACGAUAAGGUUAUGGAAUUGGCUGCAAAUUACUUUUGUAAAACCGGUUAAAAACAAUACUUGUAAUUAACUUAAAUAAAUAUUGAUUCGUAAAUAAAACAAACAAAUGUCUCAGUUAAGCAACAAGUGGCGCACUUCAGCCAGCCUGAUUUUAGUGUCAGCAGUUGCUGGCGAGGAUUAUCAACUGCUGAUGCUUAAACGCAGCGAUGUUACUUCUAUGGCUAUGAAUCAUGCUGUGUUUCCUGGUGGCAUGCUGGACACACAAGGAGAUGAGAAUGUCGCCUGGCUCGACUACUUGGAGCAGUUUGGAGUGCCACAAGAGGCAUUGCGGAGCCUUGUCCUAAUCAAUGACCAAAGGCCAAGCAUUUUGGCACCACAGGGCACUGGCUGCUAUGAUCGCUUCUUUAAGCGCUCUACCAUAUGGGCACGGGAGAUAACACUACGCUUGACGGCUGUGCGCGAAUGCUUUGAGGAAGUAGGAAUAUUGCUUUGCCGCAACCGCGAGCAAUUAAAAGAAUUGGGCGCAAUUGUGUCCACCGCACAGACCUCAGAUGGGCUCCAGUUUGAUCGCGAGGCGUGGCAAAGGCGUGUGCACAACCAUCCUGCUGACUUCUUGGAGCUCUGCCGAGAGCUGCAAGUCGUACCAGAUCUAUGGGCGCUACAUGAAUGGUCUGCCUGGGCCAGUCCGGCUCCUGUGAAAAAAGGCCACCAAACAAUGUUCUUUAUGGCAUUUGUGGAUGAGCAACCAAGGCUAUUGGCUGAGCCCUCUGAAGUAAAGGAAUGUUUGUGGCGCACGCCGUUGGAACUGUUGCGUCUGCAUCGCCUUGGCGAGGUUUGGCUCAUGCCACCACAAAUCUAUGAACUAACCCGCUUGUUGGGAAUCAAGAGUUAUCGUAAACUCUUCGAUUUUUCCGCCAACCGUAGUAGACUUGGCAUCACUUUGUUUUUGCCUGUGGGCUACGCCUGCUCUGAUGGGGUGUUGUAUGUCCUACCCGGUGAUGAUGCCUACUUGCCUGAACCACAUUUGGCCACAGAGUUCGUCAGUUUGUCUGAAACAACUCAAGAGUUCAUUGCUCGCGCCAAGUAUUUGCAUCGCUAUGAAUAUGAUGGAGUUUCUUCUUGGAAAGUUCAUUUUAAUUUAGCUCCUUUUAAUGGUCAUUUAAUGCCAAGAAAUUUGCCUGCUGAGGUACAAAAACUUUAAAGCUUAAAGCUUUGGAAACCAUGAACCGUAAUUUUCAUAACUGUGUUUUGAGUUUUAAGACGUUUUUCUGCCGUAUAUAUAGUACUUGAUUUUGAUAUGUUUAUAAGACAUAUGACAACAUAAGGUUUUCGAUCAAACUUUUGGUUUUUCUUAA
Messenger RNA from Drosophila busckii, 1506 nucleotides. Its product is annotated as nucleoside diphosphate-linked moiety X motif 19. Gene Ontology annotation, cellular component: mitochondrion. The record is from RefSeq and is a predicted model, not a curated record. Lineage: Eukaryota; Metazoa; Arthropoda; Insecta; Diptera; Drosophilidae. Bases 258 to 1352 code for a protein of 364 amino acids. Gene Ontology annotation, molecular function: hydrolase activity, acting on acid anhydrides, in phosphorus-containing anhydrides. The transcript has 5 exons.